GAUUUCCGAGGGGUCUUGAACGCGUUGCAGUUCCUCCAGUCAAAUGGAGCCAUAUGAGGUGAACCUGUAAACCAGUGCAGUCAGUGUAUGUGGAGCAGCUAACGGUGGCCUUGUCAUCGGACCAAAAUAUCAGCUAACCGAUAGCCUGGUUGCUGUUUAGCUGGGUUAUUUUAUCCCAUCUGCGGUGCUACAUUUAGCCGGCUAGCUGAGGGCGGCAGUAAAUCGAUGUUGCUUGUGGAGUGGCUGACGGAGUUUUUGUUAUGCAUAAUGUCGUCGAACCCGCACCGUUAUUUCUAGCUAGCACAGAAAGGCUAGGCUAGCCCGCUAAUAGCAGUCAGCAACGCGUGUCUAAUCGGUCUGUUGUCGCCGACAAAGUAUUCAAAUGGAGCAGUGGCAAGAUGUGGCCUCCCAACAGGUCAAGCUAAUCACUGCCCGACUCACUGAGCUAUUGUCCCGGGGUCUGCUCUGGCUUAAGACCGAGCUCGGUGUGGAUCUAGGGCUGAAUCCCGAGCUCAUUCCGCCAUGGGUGAUCCUCUUAGCCGCAUGCACCGGUUUGGUACUGAUGGUGGUUCUAUGGGCCUCUCUGUGUCGGGCUGCGUUCAAGAAACAACCCAUCAUUAAAGCCGCGGAAGAUUCUGUUGCCGAGGUUAAGCGAGCGACAAAAUCAGUCAAAGAUGAGCCGAAGAAAAAAAAGAAGAAAUCAGAGAAGAAAUCUCAGCCCAACGGGAGAGCAGCAGUGGAACCACAAGAGGAAGAAGCCGUAGUGCUAGAGGAGAUAGUGCCACAUCACCAUCAGCCGCCCCCUUCAGAAGUCAAGACCGAGAAGGCUGCCGAGGUAAAAAAAUCUAAGAAGAAGGCCAAACAAGCGGUCAAGGAGCCAGCUAAGAUUAUCACCACAGAUGGCAAAGAACCAGAAGAAGGCACAUGGGAGACUAAGGUCAGUAACAAGGAAAAACGUGAGCAGCGUAAAAAGGACAAAGGCUCCAGUGAUGGCUCCUCCAGUCCAGGGGGGGGUGAUUCUCGAGUUAUCACUGCCACAGAACAGCCGAAGUCCUCUCAAGCUGCACCACCUGCAAACCAAAAGAAGAAGAAAGGAGGAGAAGUUAAAUCAGAGAAGGUUGAGGGUGAAGUGCCCAAAGUUCCCAUGAAGACUGAACCAGCUGCUACCCAUGUCCCCAUAGCAGUGGUGACAAAAGUCCCUCCUCAGACUGUAGCUUCAAAGACUGUAAACUGGACAAAUCGGGAGCCUGUUUCAUUGUGGGGAUCUGAAAUGGCUCUUGAUGGAUCAUGGACGGUUAUUGAUCGCAGCAGUCUUGAAACCUUCACUGGACUCGGGGUGCCCAAUGCUGAGCACAAGUCCAUGAGUCAGCUGCCAUGGCUGAAUCAACCAGCUGUGGAUGAUGAGUGGUCUGGCAUCAAUGGUGGUGGUAUUGAUUACAACUCCGACUGGAAUGCUCCCUCUGAGGUUUGGGGUAACUAUGAAGAGCCUGCCUCUGAUCCUGUCCCAGUGGAGGAGCCCCCAGUCCCAGAACCAGACAAGAACAACCUACUCAUUGAGGCAGCUAAUGAUGAUAAUGAGAAGGAAAAAGAAGACAUCACUGGCGAUGGAGCAGCUAAAAGCAAAAGGAAGAAGAAAAAGAAGAAGAAGGCAGCUGAAGAGGGUGCCACCUCUGGACAGGGCGAUGAGCCAGACAGUCCCCUCCAGCAGUCCCCUCCAGUCCAGGAGAUGCCUGCCUUGGUCCAUACGGUCAAAGUAGCUGCUACUGAGGUGAAAGCUGAGCGAAAUAUGAAGGAGAAUGUAGUUCAGAAACCUCCAGUCACACAAGUGCCACAAAAGCCAGCAGACAUGGAGCCCACUGCCAAGAGUAACCUUGCUUCAACACAACAAACAAAACCUGAGGAGAGCCAAGCGCCCAAACCAGCGAAAAAGAAGAAAGCGAGACGGGAGACAUGAGACAGGACACUCUACAACAGACUCAAUAUCCUGUUUAUGCAACUCCUUUUGUGACAAAUUUUGAACUUACAGACUUGACAUUUGUCUGGAUUUUUUUUUUCUCGACUUGUUGAUUGAUCAGCCAAUCAGCCACCGGAUGUUCCUAAACUGAACCUAAAUGCAGUGCAAUCUAUCUUAACGCUGUGUUGCUGAUUUUUAAAUAUGACUUUGAUAUUCUUGAUUCCACCAUCUAAUCAAAAACUAUUAAACUGAUUGAAGGAGUUGUAUUGUAGUUGUACUUACAAUCUUGUCUAGAUAAUGUUGCAGUGUCAAAUGGUAACUCACAAUGUUUGCUAUCAGGAUGAAUCCAUUUGGGCACAAGUUUGUUUUUUGUUGACUUAAUGGUACAAAGGUUACCAGGACUUUUCUGGUUAAAAUUAACAUUUAUGUUAAUGCACUGAAUACACAAGCUGUACACUGUAAAGGGAACAGGAGAAUUGUAAUUAGGAAUGGCACAACACAAUUUCAAAUUUUAAUGUUACAAUUGUGAGAAGAAACAUCAUGUUUUAAUGAUCAAAAAUGAAUAAAAGUUGUGAUGUCUAUAAUUUGCUUUCCCCCCACCCACACUGUCUAAUUUGUUCAAAUUGCUCUUAUGAGAUUGAACUUUUAGAAAUCAUUAUACUAUAUUGAAACAUUUAUAACUGCAAUUAAGUUUUGACGUCUUUAUCUGUGCGUAAAUGUACUGGAAAACAUUUGUCCAAUUUGGUUGUACUACCUUCUCUUUGUUAAUUGGUGACUGUUUCAUAGCCAGGGAAGACCUUGUGAUCCUACAGUACAGUAAUUGUCCCAUUGUCAUCCACUGGUUGGUUCAAAAAGUCAGUCUUUUUUACAACCUGUUUAUAAUAAAAGAAAUGUGAAAGCCAUAUGUAAAAAGACCUAAUAAAAACUCUUUUU
Molecule: messenger RNA, 2887 nt
Organism: Periophthalmus magnuspinnatus
Lineage: Eukaryota; Metazoa; Chordata; Actinopteri; Gobiiformes; Gobiidae
Product: protein LYRIC-like
Exons: 13
Coding region: 383-1954 (523 amino acids)
Biological process (GO): positive regulation of angiogenesis; regulation of transcription by RNA polymerase II; positive regulation of canonical NF-kappaB signal transduction
Cellular component (GO): nucleus
Molecular function (GO): transcription coregulator activity
Source: RefSeq, a predicted model, not a curated record